UCUUUGUGUCGAGAGGCUUCCAUUCCAUCAAGAAGUUUCGUAGAGUUUAGUUCGUUGAUUAAAUUGUGUGUUGUUUGUUCCCAAUAUAUAUUCACAAUUCAACACUCAACCGAGAGUUUUCCCAUUUGAAGGAAAGAUCAGCGUCUCUUCUGUGUCCUAUCGAAUUGAUUUUCAAUCCCCAGAGUCAUUUUAAUUUUCACGCCGGAAAAGAGCGCGCGCCGUGGUCCAGGCUCAAGCUCACAAGUUUUAUCCGUUACUUUUUCGCCUCUCUCCUUCAUAUAUAUUGGUGAAAAACGCCGCAGCAGAGAAGAAAAAAAGACAGUGUGUCGGAAAAUUUUCGAGUUUGGCGCAAUAGCGUAAUAAGAAGUGCUUUGAGAGAUCAUUUUAGUCGAUUUUGUGUGUCUGGAAGGAAGCUUGUGCGCUCGGCUUCCUCGCUGUCCCCGGAGUUUUUGGAUUGCGGCAUAUGCUAUUUUAAUCCACUGCAAGACCGCGAGUUAAUUGUUUCGGAUCUCUCAUCACUUGAUAAACGCAUUUGAGCGCGCUCCAUCCAAGAUGACAGAAACCACCGAAGCGCCCGCUGCUGCUCAGCCAGAGAAAAAGACACCAACAGAGGCCACAAAUCCCGAAACCACCCCCAAUGAGGGACAACAGGCCGCCAACGGCAGCCCGGAGAAGAAGGCCGCCGCCGCUGAGGAGAAGGACGCCAGUCCACCUGCAGAGCCGCCGAAGGAAAUGCGAGCUGUCGUUCUCACCGGAUUUGGCGGAUUCAAGGGCGUGAAGAUUCUCAAGAAGCCCGAACCGAGCCUCCAAGCUGGUGAAGUUCUUAUCCGCGUGAGAUCAUGUGGAUUGAACUUCCAAGAUUUAAUGGUACGUCUGGGCGCUAUUGAUUCACCCCCCAAGACCCCAUGCAUCCUGGGACUUGAGUGCGCUGGCGAGAUUGAGGCUGUCGGCGAGGGUGUUGAGAACUUUAAGGUUGGAGAUCGUGUUGUCGCUCUUCCCGAAUUCAAGGCAUGGGCAGAACUUGUCACCGUUCCGGCCAAGUAUGUCUAUCACAUUCCCGAUGAGAUGUCCUUCUCAGAUGCCGCUGCUAUUGCCAUCAAUUACAUCGUGGCGUACAUCAUCCUCUUUGAUUUGGCAUCCAUCAAGUCAGGAAAGUCUGUGUUGCUGCACUCAGCCGGCGGCGGCGUGGGUCAGGCGAUUGUGCAGCUGGCUCGAACCGUGCCCGACGUGACGGUGUUUGGCGUGUGCUCCAAGAACAAACAUGAGGCCCUCAAGGCGGGUGGUCUCAUUGAUCAUCUCCUGGAAAGAGGAUCAGAUUACACAAAUGAAGUGCGCAAACUCUCUCCUGAGGGUGUUGAUGUGGUCUUGGACUGUCUUUGCGGCGAGGAGUGCAACAGGAGUUACACCCUUUUGAAGCCCAUGGGAAAGUACAUCCUGUAUGGAUCGUCGAACGUCGUCACUGGAGAGACUAAGAGCUUCUUCAGCGUUGCUCGCUCAUGGUGGCAAGUGGACAAGGUGUCGCCGAUCAAGCUGUUCGACGAAAACAAGAGCCUGGCCGGCUUCAAUCUGCGACACUUGCUCUACCAGCAAGAUGGUGUGGAGUACGUGAAGAACACUGUGUCGACGGUCUUCGACUUGUGGAAGGAUGGCAAGAUUAAGCCCACCAUUGACUCCACUUGGGCACUCGAGGAUGUCGCUGAGGCCAUGCAGAAGAUGCACGAUCGCAAGAACAUCGGCAAGAUAAUCCUGGAUCCGGCCAUGGAGCCCAAGCCCAAACCUGCCACUCCUGCCAAGGGCAAGGCAAAGGCCAAGAAGGAGGCCAGCGAGGAGAAGAACGGCGACAAGGAGAAGAAGGCCGAAACCGAGGGCGAGAAGAAGGAGGAGGCGAACGACAAGGAGGCCACCGAGGGAGAAGCUGCUAAACCAGCCGAAAAGGAGAACGGCGAGGCGACUGAAAGUGAAAAACAAUCGAGCUGAAUUAAUGAUUGCGCAUAAAAAGAAUGCAGAAGAAAUCUUCAAGCAAACACACAACAUAAAAAUAUCUCCCUCGAGAAUCUGCUGGAUUGUAAAAUUUUUCUUUUUCUUAUGUUAAAUAUUAUUAAGUCUACUCAGCUGAUGGAAAAGAUCAAAUCUUGAUGUUGUAGGAAGAUCACCGCCGCGAUCCAGCGAGAGAGAACAUUCAUUUAUCAGAAUAUUUGUAAAAAAAAGAGAAGAAGAUGAAAGAUCGUUAAGAAUAUUUUCCGACGAAUUAUGUAAGAAAUUUUCUGUAGUUUCCACCAUAUUUUUUAGGCAUUUUAAUGAUAUAUAAAAUAGACUUUAAUAGAAGGACAAAAAACUGCUCCAAAAAGUUGAUGAUGGGAAAAUGGGAGAAGAUUGAAAAAAGUGCUUGUGUGCUUUUAAUGUGUCAUAAUUAAAUAAAUUGAGGAAAGGAAUGAGAACAUAAUGGAAAAAAGACGUAAUGAUGAUCAAUCACUCUGUAAGCUUUUGUUGAAUUUAGUUUUAUAAUUAUAAUAUUCAUGGAAAAAAUGUGGGGAGUAAGAAAAUUUGCAAGAAAUUAAAUUCACUUAUAUUGUACAAUAAUUGUUCUUACACAAUUCGUUCGUUGAUAUAAAUACACAAUGAUUACAAUUUAUUAAAGAAAAAGAUAUACAUAUAAAUAUGCUAUAAUAGAACUUAUUCGCUAUCCAAUAUUAUCUACUUAUAAUCAUUCUCUUUCUAAAGGAAAAAAAAACAAUGAUAGAAUAAAAGAAAACAAGAAGAGAAGAAGAAUAUUGCAAAGUGGAAGAAAAAAAACUUAAAAACGGUUUCUAUAUGUGAACCUUUCUAUCUUUCUCUCGUAAGAAGCCUAAAACAACGCAUAAAGAAUAAAGUUUCAAAUCGAACCAAUUCUGCAUAUAAUUGUGUGCUUUCGGUGUCAGCAUAUUGUCAUAAUCAAGAAGUAAUCAAAUAUAAGUUAUUGUACGACAAAGUCUCUUCAUAGGGAAUUCCUUACCAACUUCAGAAGCACUAUUCCAAUACAUUUUUACUCAACAACUUAUUCUCUUUCACUUAUGUUUUGCCCACUCAAAAUCAUUUUCACACUCACCAAAACACAAUCUCACAGAAAUGAUAAGAAAAAAAAGAACUUUAUUUUUGUGAUAGAAAAGUGAACACACAAGAUGAGAGUUGAGAAAUUUUUAGAAUAUUUUUGUAAUGGCGGGAUAAAAAAAAAUGUCACAAAAUGCUCGUGGAAAAGGUUGAAAAGCUCAAUUUUUUACGUUUAGAAAGCUAAAUAGAAGAAACAAAAUAAAAAUCAUUGCCAGUUUACACCUAAAAUUACGAUAAAUCAAAAACAAUGAGCUAUUUUAUACAAUGAAAAAAAUAUGUAAUCGAUCAACAAUUUAUAUACACUUAAACACAUAUUAUAUUUGAAUAGACAAAAACUAAAUAUUUCUAGCUUUUUAUAAUACCACUUUUGCGCGCGAGAAAUUCAAUAAAAAGAAGAAUCAUUGACGAACCACACAUUAUGAAAGUAUUGGCUUUUUCUACCAACAUAUCAGAAUGGAUAUAUCAGCAUAUUUUUUCACUUACACACAAGAACACAUUUUCUUAAUAAUAAAAAAAAAUGAAGCUACGGCAUGAGAAUAGAAGAUAGUAAAAGAGCGAUAUUUUGAAGUAAUGGAAAAAUUAGAAAUUAUUGAAGUAGUGCGACCAAAAUUUCUACAAUCGACUGCAUAUUAUAUAUUUUUCUACCUUUAUUUUUUGUACUCUAUAUUUACAAAGGGAGGAUAAAAAUUUUUUAAUCAACGCGUCUGCCUCUUUCAUGAUAAAACAUCUAUUUCUUAAAGCAAGUAUUAGGAGAAAAAAAAAUGCGCCCGUGUGAACAGCGUUUUUUGCUUAGAAAAUGAUUUGAUUGAAUUGGAUAUUAAAGGAAGAUUUAUAGGGCUAUAAAUUGUGGCAAGGAAUUUGAAGAAGAAAAAAAAGUAAAAUCAACAUGCAUUAGGUGACAAUAAAACGCACACGCAAGUUUCAGAGCUGAAGAAAAAAAAAGAAGAUACAUACACAACAAAUACACAUCAAGAAUAUCUCAAAGGGCGAGUGUAAUAGGAAAAUCAGAGGAAAAAGAAGAAGGUUUUCAAAAAUUGCGAUGGAAAAUUUUAAGCCCGCCAGAUGGAAAAUGGAAUUACUAAGUAAACUACCUAAAUAAAUAUUUAAAAAACAAAAAUGAUGGAAAAAAAUAUUGUACUAUUAUGGAUGAAUGUGCUUAUGAAAUUUGAUAAAUUUGAUGAGAAA
Phlebotomus argentipes is the source of this 4272-nucleotide messenger RNA. Its product is annotated as synaptic vesicle membrane protein VAT-1 homolog-like. The transcript is spliced from 7 exons. NCBI's taxonomy places the organism in Eukaryota, Metazoa, Arthropoda, Insecta, Diptera, Psychodidae. The record is from RefSeq and is a predicted model, not a curated record. Gene Ontology annotation, molecular function: zinc ion binding; oxidoreductase activity. The coding region runs from base 553 to 1977 and encodes 474 amino acids.